Molecule: messenger RNA, 1008 nt
Organism: Bipolaris zeicola 26-R-13
Lineage: Eukaryota; Fungi; Ascomycota; Dothideomycetes; Pleosporales; Pleosporaceae
Exons: 3
Coding region: 1-1008 (335 amino acids)
Cellular component (GO): cytosol
Molecular function (GO): NAD binding; glyoxylate reductase (NADPH) activity; hydroxypyruvate reductase [NAD(P)H] activity
Source: RefSeq, a predicted model, not a curated record
AUGUCUCAACGAGCGGCACUAUUAAUCGGCAAGCUGUCACAUGCGCAGAAAGAGUGGCAGCAGUGCGCUGAGGUCGUGUCCAAGCUACACGAGUACCCCGAUGGCAACCGUGAAGACUUCAUUUCCAAGUGCAAGAGCGGCGAGUUCGACGGAGUUUACGCUCUCUACAGGAGUAACGACUCGAACCCGAUUACUGGAGAUUUCAAUGCUGAGCUGCUUGAUGCGCUGCCAAAGAGUCUAAAGUACGUGUGCCACAAUGGCGCAGGAUACAACAACAUCGACGUUGCGGCAUGCACAAAGAGGGGUAUUUCGGUGUCGAGUACGCCAAUUGCAGUCAACGACGCGACUGCCGACGUCGCCAUCUGGCUGAUGCUCGGCGCCCUACGAAACAUUAAGCAAUCAUACAUGGCAGUCAACAGCGGAAAGUGGCGUGGCAACUUUUCUCUCGGACACGACCCCAAGAACAAGACGCUAGGUAUCUUGGGCAUGGGUGGCAUUGGUUCGGCUGUCGCACACCGCGCAAAGGCCUUUGGCAUGAAGAUACAAUACCACAACCGCCGCCAGCUGCCUGCGAGCGAGGAAAAUGGUGCCAAAUACGUUAGCUUCGAGGAGCUACUCAAGACGUCGGACGUGCUGAGCUUGAACUUGGCUCUCAAUCCUUCGACUACACACAUUAUCGGCAAGGAACAAUUCAAUCAGAUGAAGGAUGGAGUUGUCAUUGUAAACACAGCACGAGGCGCGUUGAUUGACGAAGCGGCGUUGGUGGAUGCGCUCAAGAGCGGCAAGGUGUGGACUGUGGGACUAGAUGUGUUCGAGGAGGAGCCAAAGAUCCAUCCCGGACUGUUGGAGUGCGAGAAUGCCGUACUGCUGCCUCACGUUGGCACGGCGACGUUUGAAACUCAGCGCGAAAUGGAGAUCUUGGUUCUGGAUAACCUCAAGUCGGCCAUUACGAGCGAUAAGCUAUUGACGCAGGUACCGGAGCAGAAGACGGAGAAGGCGAACAUGUAG